AUGUACAUACAAAUUGAAAUACAUACUCGCGAAACACCCAAUCGUACGAUUGAGGAUUUGCCCGACAAUACGGUGGCAACACUUAUAUAUGAAAAUAACAUAAAUGUAACUGGAUGGGCUAAUUUAGAGCUAACAUCGUAUAAUACGUUCGCAAACGAUAGUCUACAGGCGUAUAUGUCGGGCAAACUCGAGGGCUACACAACGGGUUCACUCAUUCAUAUGCAUUAUCUCAACACAAUCGACGGCUUUUGCGCUAAACGUAAACAGUUUUGCGAUGCGUUAAAAAACUUUCAUAAGACAAACACCGCUUUUAUCAAUACUAAUAUCAAAAGUCAUGCAAACGACGACUAUUGGCAUCAAUUAGGGCUCGUUUACGAACAGAUGCGGGGCUUAACGGCCGGGUAUGAGGACUGGAAGGCUGUCAAUAACGUCACCGACCGGACUGUGGAAAUGGAUGUGAUGAGUGAAAUCUGGUGGUUGAACCUCAUGUUUGAAGCCGGUGAGCUCGAGGCUAUACUCACACCCAACUCAACUACAAUAAAGUAUCAAGACCACUGUACGGCCAUGGUCAAAGUAUUGCCCGAUGGCAGUGAUCUAUACGUAACUCACAACGCAUGGUACAUUUAUAACAUAAUGCUCCGGGUACAGAAACAAUAUAGCUUUGCAUUCAAGAGUAUAACUACCGGUGCUCUAAUACCGGGUCAUUCUGUAUCGAUGUCCUCCUAUCCGGGAUUCAUCUUCUCGGGUGACGACUACUACGUCCUGUCCUCUGGACUCGUAGUCCAGGAGACGACUAAUGAAAACUUUAACAAAUCGCUGUACUCUACGGUACGACCCAAUCAAGUGGUGUUAGAGUUUGCUCGCGUAGUAGUGGCCAAUCGGUUGGCCACUGGGGGCCGGCAGUGGUCAGACAUAUUGGGCCGCUUUAACAGCGGAACCUAUAAUAACCAGUUUAUGAUUGUUGACUAUAAACUAUUCACCAAGGGCACACCAGUCCAUUCACUGUCAGAUAAUUUACUCUGGGUGUGCGAACAAAUGCCCGGCACUAUGACCGCGGCUGAUGUGACCAAGGUGCUUCGUGAUACCACGUAUUGGGGUUCGUAUAAUGUGCCAUAUUUUCAGAAUAUAUAUAACAUGAGCGGAACCGGUGGUUUGGUUCAAAAAUGGGGCGAGUUUUUCAGUUACAAAGAAACAGCCAGGGCACUUAUAUUUAAACGAGAUCAAAGCACCGUGACCGAUUUGAACACAUUGUAUUCACUGAUGCGCUACAACAACUUCCAACAUGAUCCUCUAUCGCAAUGUCACCAUUACCAGCAAGAGUGUCAGCCCGGGUACGCUGGCCAGCUUGCCUUAGCGGCCAGGCAUGACUUGAACUCACCCACCGGACAAUACCCGUAUAUAUUUGGUCGCGCUAUCGCUGGUGCUAUGGAUGCAAAGAUGACAAACUCAGAUAUGAUCGCGAGGUUAGAGAUGUUGGCCGUGAGUGGGCCCACACAUCGUCAGCAGCCGCCGUUCCAAUGGUCUACUAGUGGUGCCGGCCCUGAGCUCAGUCAUAUCGGUCACCCCGAUGUGUUUGAUUUCAAACCUAUUUAUACCAAGUGGUACCCAAACAAGUGGGUUAUUGCCAAUGAUAUUAUUAGUGAUGGCUUUUGCGGUGAUUGCUUAGACGUUUGCGAUACGCUCAAGAAUUUUCAUGAGACGAACACCGCUUUUAUCACUACUGUUCACGAAAACGAUGACUAUUGGCAUCAAUUAGGGCUCGUUUACGAACAGAUCAGGGGUUUAGAGAACGGCGAAAUCUGGUGGUUAAACAUACUUGAUGAAACUUAUGAGCUCGAGGCAAUACUCACACCCAACUCAACCACAAUACCAUAUCGAGACCACUGCUCAGCUUUGGUCAAAGUAUUGCCCGACGGCAGUGACCUGUAUGUGGCCCACAAUACGUGGACAAAUUAUAAAUCAAUGCUCCGGGUGUUGAAACAAUAUAGCUUUGCAUUCAAUAGCCUAACAACUGGCGCUUUAAUACCCGGCCAUUUGGUGGUCAUAUUUUCAUACCCGGGGUCUGUCUUUUCAGGUGACGACUACUACGUCCUGUCCUUUGGACUCGUAGAGACGACUAAUGAAAAUUUCAACAAAUCCUUGUACUCUACGGUACGACCCAAUCAAGUGGUGUUAGAGUUUGCUCCCGUAGUAGUGGCCAAUCGGUUGGCAGCCAGCGACAUAUUGGGCCGCUUUAACAGCGGAACCUAUUAUAACCAGUUUAUGAUUGUUGACCAUAAAUUAUUCACCAAGGGCACACCAGUCCGUUCACUGCCAGAUAAUUUACUCUGUGUGUGCGAGCAAAUGGCCGGCAGAUGUGACCAAGGUGGUUCCGGUACGGGAAGUUUGGUUGAAAAAUGGGGUACGUUUUUCAGCUACAAAGAUACAGCCAGGGCACUUAUAUUUAAACGAGAUCAAAGUACUGUAGCUUAUUUGAACACAUUGUAUUUACUGAUGCGCUACAACAACUUUCAACAUGAUCCUCUAUCGCAAUGUCACCAUUACCAGCAAGAGUGUCAACCAGGGUACGCUGGCCAGCUUGCCAUAGCGGCCAGGCAUGACUUGAACUCACCCACCGGUCAAUACCCGUAUAUUUUUGGUCGCGCUAUCGCUGGGGCUAUGGAUGCAAAGAUGACGAACUCAGAUAUGACCGCGAGGUUAGAGAUGUUGGCCGUGAGUGGGCCCACACAUCGCAAUCAACCGCCGUUCCGUUGGUCGACCAGUGGUGCCUGCCCUGAGCUGAGUCAUAUCGGUCAGCCCGAUGUGUUUGAUUUCAACCCCAUUUAUACCAAGUGGUACCCAAACAAGUGGGUUAUUGCCGAUGAUAUUAUUAGUGCGAGAGCCAAACCCAAGUGGAAGUAUCAAAAACACUGUUUAGCCAUAGUCAAAGUAUUACCCGAUGGCAGUGAUCUAUACGUAACUUAUAAUCCAUGGUACAUUUAUAACAUAAUGCUCCGGGUACAGAAACAAUAUAGCUUUGCAUUCAAGAGUCUAACUACCGGUGCUUUAAUACCGGGUAAUUCUGUAUCGAUGUCCUCCUAUCCGGGGUUCAUCUUCUCCGGUGACGACUACUACGUCCUGUCCUCUGGACUCGUAGUCCAGGAGACGACUAAUGAAAAUGUCAACAAAUCCCUGUACUCUACGGUACGACCCAAUCAAGUGGUGGUAGAGUUUGCCCGCACUGUAGUGUCCAAUCGGUUGGCCACUGGAGGCCGGCUAUGGACCGAUAUAUUGAGCCGCUUCAACAGCGGAACCUAUAAUAACCAGUUUAUGAUUGUUGACUAUAAACUAUUCACCAAGGGCACACCAGUCCGUUCACUGCCAGAUAAUCUACUCUGGAUGGCGGCGCUGAUGUGCGCCAUACGGCCAAUUCAUAGGUAA
Medioppia subpectinata is the source of this 3420-nucleotide messenger RNA. NCBI's taxonomy places the organism in Eukaryota, Metazoa, Arthropoda, Arachnida, Sarcoptiformes, Oppiidae. The record is from the annotation of a GenBank genome assembly.